AUGGCCCGUCAUCAGAAAGUGGUCUGCUCUUCUUGCCGUCGUCGCAAGACAAAAUGUGAUGGAGCGUCCCCCAGCUGCUCGGCGUGUGUGGCCAGUGCCUCGACUUGUCAGUAUGAAAAAGCGCCGUCACUCGCGUAUGUCCGUUCCUUACAGGCGCGGAUCCGAGAAUUGGAAGCCAGAGGGAGAGACUCAGAUUCGUCUCCUUCAGCCACCGUACUGAGCUCUGUCUUCAACGGACACGACGGGGACUCUAUAUCUUUCCACGCAGAGGGAGAUUUGAGCUACCACAACCAGACGUCUGCCAUCCACGAAGGUCCACCGGACACAUCCCGUCAAUCGUCACAUCCCACAUCCGAAUCGUUGGCAUCCAGAGCGACCAAGCAGUCUACCGCCAGUAUCAGACACAGCCUUGUUGCCAAUGCGGUGGCUCAGAAGAACCUCGAGCUCCUGAACGCCAGCGCAAUUUCGCCGCAGGCUGACGUGCCGCCGGAAGUGACUUCCAUACUGCUCCAAUUACAUUGGUGCUGGCUUCAUCCGAGCUUCCUAUUUGUGUAUCGACCAGCCUUUACGAGGGAUAUGCUUCGGUCUGCCCAGCAUGGCCAGAAAGCCAAGUACUGGUCCGCCACUCUCUUCAAGGUCCUGUGUGCUCAUAGCUGUCGAUUCAUCCGCGCCCCGGAGGCAUUCUGGAGCCCCGAUAAUUACGCGGAGACGUUUUCCCAGUUCAGUACCCGCCUCAUGUCGGAAGCCAAGGCACUACUCGCGCUGGAGACGCUCAAUCCCCCAGCAAUUCCCACCAUCCAAGCGUUGUUGCAGCAAUCUGCUCGAGAUAUAGCCUGUGGGCGCUCUUCAGCAGCAUGGCUCUACUCCGGCAUGGCCUUUCGCAUGGCCAUUGACCUGGGACUACACGUUUCCCCCGACGACCUGCAACGACACUCGACCUCGCUGUCCGCAGAAGACGUCGAGAUUCGAAAACGCUUGUUCUGGAGUCUGUACGCCUGGGAUAAACACAUCAGCCUGUACCUGGGCAGAAUGCCCAAUUUCACCAUGGGCGCCGAAAACGUCUCGCUAGAGUUCCUUGACGACUUUACAGAAGAGGACCUGUGGGAACCGUUCUACGGGCCUGAGCCGGCGUCCGCCGAACGCCCAUCUUACCCUCCGACCCCAGGGCACGUGGUUUCUUGCUUCACGCAACUGUGCAAACUGUGCGUCUUUAUAUCGCGGGUGAUGCUGGAUCUCUAUAGCCCGCAGCCUAUCAACCACCCAAGUUCAUCAUUAGACGCCCGGGCGGCGGCUUUCGUGACGAUCGACCGGGACCUGCACGAAUGGUACAAAGCCCUACCGUUGUUUCUGCAGAUACCCUCCGACAAGAUCCCGGAGAUCAGCCCCCCGCCUCACAUCACAUCCCUUAACUUAAUGUACCAUACUACCCUGAUUCUUCUGCAUCGUCCCUAUGUCGUUAGUGGACAGGCGCGCGACUCUGACGCGGCGCAAAAGAGCUGGAAAGUCUGUCGUUCCGCAACGACUACUAUUUACCACCUGCUGCAAAUGUAUACCAAGACCUUUGGCUUCCAACACAUUACCUAUAUGAACAGUUAUUGCACGUACACGGCAGCGACAACGGCAGUAUACCAACUGGAAACCUCGGAGGGAGAACCCCGCGUUUCCGACCAAGUCGUGUGGACGGAGCUGAAGUUCUUGCUGGAUAUUCUCCAACGCACGUCUACUACUAUGCCGGGUCUCAAUCGAAGCAUUGACAUCAUUCGGUCCCGAAUAAAGAAGAUCCUGGACAGACAAGUGUCCAAGCAGCUUGAUUCGCUCUUUCCAGCCAGCAAUCCGCCAGCGCAUGGCCAACCCCCUGCUUCGCCGGGACCAUCCGGAAAACACACUGUGGGAAACGGCGAAGACCUGACGAUGGAUGACGCAUCAGUUUCUACAUUCGCACGUCCAUCUUCCAGCUUCUCACCAGGCCGGGACCUUCUAGCCGAGGAUUGGCGGGACCUGGAUGACUGGCUUCCGGCAUUCCCUGGACAGGAUAUCUCCUUUGGGUCUGAAGUCAUGCUGGACAUGCCGGAAAACCUGAGUCCAAGGACGCGAUCUUCACUCAUGGGUUCGAAUCUAUAUCCACAUAUGCAGCUUAAUUUCACAAUGCCCGAUGAUCCUACCUUUGACUAUACUCCUUUUUCUGGGGCCUCAUCCGGUCCUCAGCAAUGCGAUGAUCAUGGCAUCUGA
Molecule: messenger RNA, 2229 nt
Organism: Aspergillus terreus NIH2624
Lineage: Eukaryota; Fungi; Ascomycota; Eurotiomycetes; Eurotiales; Aspergillaceae
Product: Zn(II)2Cys6 transcription factor
Exons: 1
Coding region: 1-2229 (742 amino acids)
Biological process (GO): DNA-templated transcription; regulation of DNA-templated transcription
Molecular function (GO): DNA-binding transcription factor activity, RNA polymerase II-specific; DNA binding; zinc ion binding
Source: RefSeq, a predicted model, not a curated record